AUGCCAAAUAAAGCAAAAAACCAUGAAGACUGCAGGAAGUCUGUUUGUUUUCUUUGCAUGAGGAAAGGAGACCGAGAGUUAACUGACUUUAUCAUUGGAAGAAUUCACAAAUUGUUGAAAACGGACAUUGACUUUGAAGAUGAAAGGGUCCCACAGAUAGCAAAGCUCAAGCUCAACCAGAAACAUCCCUUGGCACCAAAAGAACAGACCAGAAACCUUGACCAAGGUGAAUCUUCCAAGCCUGGCCCUUCACCAAAUUCCCGCUUAAAGUCAUCAGAAAAAAGAUGCACACAGUGUUUGUUCAUUCUUGCAAGAGGUUUCAGACACUCAUGCACUAUCGGAACAAGACACCAAAACUUGCAAGCAUUGGUCCAGUCAGAUCCUGUUGGUGCUGAGCAAAUUGCAUCAGCCAUCAUCAGUUCAAAAGAUGCAUCUCCGGGAGGAACUGUUCGCCUUAGUCAAGCAAGAGGAGGGCAGUUAUUUCCAUUAACACCAGGCCCAGCAUCUGCACACAAAUCAACCAGUUCAACACUUACAAUGCAAAGCUUGUUAAAUGUUCAGUUGAACACAGGACUAUCCAACACAGGAAUGCGACAACUUGCCUCAACACUUAACAAAUCAACAGAAACUCGACUUGUUGAGCCAUUUCUCCAGCAAAAGUUUGCUGCUGUAGGAAAGUCAUUGAACAAUUUUUUUCAACUCUCAGUUGUUGACAUUUCAGCAGAAAAAGGAAAAACUGAAGAGAAGAGAGCAAUCGUUCACUGCAAAAAUCUUGAGGACUUAACCAACAAGGUGCUGCUGUCAAGGGAAUACGGCUACAAUCAUUUUGUCAAGCUUGGCAUUGAUGGAGGAGGAUCAUUCUUGAAAAUGAGCUUAUCAGUUAUCAAGGUAACUGAUGAAGAUGACGAAACAAGAAGUCCUCAACCAAAAAGUCUUCGCUUGCUGACAAGCUCAACUGCCAGAGACACAGGUGUCAAGCGUCAACUCAUAGUUGCCAUCGCUGAAAGUGUUUCUGAAACAUACGAGAACGUUAAAGUGAUGAUGAACAUCAUUCAAUUAAAUGAUGUUUCAUUCUGCAUUUCAUGCGAUCUCAAAAUGGCCAACAUCAUUUGUAGAAUUCAAUCCCAUUCAAGCAAACACCCUUGUUGCUGGUGCAACAUUGAUUCUGACAAUCUGUCAGAAUGUGGAACUUCCAGAAGUUUUGGAUCAAUGAAGGAAAAAUUUGAAGCCUUUGUUGCAGCUGGAUCAGAUACGAAAUCAGCAAAAGAUUUUGACAAUGUUAUCCAUCCACCACUGAUUAGCAUGGAUGACUCAACACUCAUUUUGGAUGUGAUUCCACCAAUGGAACUCCAUUUACUUCUUGAAAUUGUCAAUCAUCUUUACAAGAAUCUUUCUGAUUUAUGGCCUGGUGCCAAAGAAUGGCCAACUUUGUUGCACAUUCAGCUCCUGCCAUACCAUGGCGGACACUUUGCUGGCAAUGAAUGUCAUAAGCUUUUGCAAAACCUUGACAUUCUCCAAAUGCUGGCAGAAAAAGCUUGUGCCUAUCAAGCAUUUGGUUUCAUUGAAACUCUCAGACAUUUCAAAGAAGUUGUUACUUCAUGCUUUGGAACAACUCUGCAGGAAGACUAUAAAGAAAAGAUUCAAAAGUUUAAAACUUCUUUCCUAUUCUUGCCAAUCUCCGUGACUCCUAAGGUACAUGCUGUUUUCUACCAUGUUUCAGAAUUUGUAGAAAAACAUCAAACCUCCCUCGGAAUCUUCAGCGAGCAAGCAACCGAAGCAAUGCAUUCAAGGUUCAAGUUUCAUUGGGAGCGGUACAAGCGCAUCCCAACUCAUCCAGAUUAUGGGAAACAACUCUUCAAUUGUGUUGUUGACUAUAACAGCAAGCAUCUGUAACAAACAACACCUUCAAACUCAACUUUUUUCAGAAAUAUA
This is a messenger RNA of Hydra vulgaris (swiftwater hydra), 1932 nucleotides long. The record is from RefSeq and is a predicted model, not a curated record. Lineage: Eukaryota; Metazoa; Cnidaria; Hydrozoa; Anthoathecata; Hydridae.